AUGGGUUGCAUAAGUUCCAAACAUCUGCCUUUCAGAAGAAAGUCGACACUGAAGGAGUCAUCAGAGAGGCGUUCCUCGGGAAUUGAUUCAUCGAGAGUAGAUGGGUUUGAUAGAUCGAGUAGCAGAGGAGAGGUCAAAGAUAAGUUGGUUGACUCCGGAACGUUUAGUUCCACUAGGUUUAAUGAUCAUCCUGAAAUAGUUGAUCACAUGGUUCAAGCUGUUCAUGAUCAGGACAUGACAAUGGUCUCAAGUGAUGUUGUAGAACCUGACUUGGAGAUUGGUCUUAAUGUUACAAAACCGAAGCUAGAUCGAUGGAAUAGCAGAGAUUCCAAAGUUCAUAUGGAUCAUGAUCAGGACUUGACAAGGGCCUCGAGUGCUGUUGUAAAACAUGAUGUGGAGAUUGGUCCGAAUGUUUUAAAACCGAAGCUAGACCAAUGGAAGAGCAACGAUUCCAAAGUUCGGUUGGUUGAGUCUGAUCAUCAUCAUCAGGCUGAGAAGGAACCAGAGAACCUUGGGGCUGAAGCUUCGGUUCAAGCAGUUCCUAGGGAAGUGAGCAAGAACCAGAGUAAUGUUGUCGUUGUUCCAAAGGACACAGAGUUGAAGCAAGUGUCAUCAGCAUGGCCUACUUGGCUAGUCUCGGUUGCUGGUGAAGCAUUAGUUGAUUGGGCUCCACGUCGAGCAAGCACCUUUGAGAAACUUGAGAAAAUAGGGCAAGGAACAUAUAGCAGCGUCUACAGGGCACGUGAUCUUAUCGAUAACAAGAUUGUUGCACUUAAAAAAGUCAGGUUUGAUCUAGACGACAUAGAAAGUGUCAAGUUUAUGGCCAGAGAAAUCAUAGUAAUGCGACGGCUUGAUCAUCCUAACGUCCUGAAACUAGAAGCAUUGAUCACUGCCCAUGUUUCAUCAUCACUCUACUUAGUUUUCGAGUACAUGGAUCAUGAUCUCUCAGGACUUUGUUCACUACCCGGUGUUAAGUUCUCUGAGCCUCAGGUUAAAUGUUACAUGCAACAACUUCUAAGUGGGCUUGAACAUUGUCACAGCCGCGGUGUUCUUCAUCGGGACAUAAAGUGCUCAAAUCUUCUUAUAGACCGUAAUGGAGUCUUGAAGAUAGCAGAUUUUGGAUUAGCCACAUUCUUCGACCCUGCCAAAACCAUACCAUUGACUAGCCAUGUUGUCACUCUUUGGUACCGACCACCAGAGCUUUUGCUUGGAGCAUGUCAUUACGGUGUUGGAGUUGAUCUUUGGAGCACUGGUUGCAUCUUAGGUGAAUUGUACGCUGGUAAACCCAUCCUACAAGGAAAAACCGAGGUAGAACAGUUGCAUAAAAUCUUUAAGCUAUGUGGUUCACCAGCAGAAAGUUACUGGAGAAAACAUAACUUACGGUCUUCAGAUGGAUUCAGAAGUAGGGUUCCUUAUAGACGGAAACUAUCAGAGAUGUUUAAGGACCUUCCCAAGAGUGUUCUUUUGCUUUUAGAGACUUUACUCUCUAUAGACCCUGAUCACCGGAGCACUGCAUAUAGUGCACUUGAGAGUGAGUACUUCAAAACCAAGCCGUUUGCUUGUGAUCCAUCUCAUCUACCAAAGUAUCCUCCGAGCAAAGAGAUUGAUGCUAAUAAGCGCGAUGGAGAAAACAGGAAACGAGAAAUGAGGGUGGAGAAACAAGAAAGGCAAGACUCAAGAUCACACGAGAGAAAACAUGUCCCACCUAUCAAAGCUAAUCAUACUCUAUCAAUAACCAUGGAGAAACAAUACCUAGAUUUGAAAAGCAGAAACGAUAGUUUCAAGUCGUUUAAGGAGGAGAGGACUUCUCAUGGCCAAGGACCUGAUCAUCAAUAUAUGCAUACUAGAAACAAGCAAAGUGAUGAGAGAGGUUCACAAUCAGGUCCAUAUAUGAGCAAACGGAAUAUGGCUAAGUCAACAAUUCAUGUGAAGGAGAAUGCACCUGCUCCUAGAGUAAAACCGAAGAUAUUAUCUGGCUCAGUCUCAUCCAAAGCAUUGUUAGAUCAACCAGUCAAGGAUCAAAGAAGAAGGGAUAGAAGAGCGUAUAAUAGAGCUGACACUAUGGAUAGUAGACAUAUGACAACACCAGUCUUACCAGCAUGGUAUAAUCCUAGUGAUAGCAAUAUUUACAUGUCCGGACAAAUGUUGGCUCAACCAAGCAGAGUGGAUCAGAUGCUUGAAGAACAUGAAAGACAGCUUCAGGAAUUUAAUAGACAAGCACAGAAGUCAAAUGAUGUGAGCAAAUCAUGAAACUAAACUCGGGAUUUAUCUUUUAAUCUCGAAAUUAGAGUGAGUUGCUCAAAGGGAGAAGAGAUGAGUCAAGUCAGAUUUGUUACAAAGGUUAGUGGUUCAUUUAUUUGGAUUAUACAUAAUGUUAAAUAAUUCUUGCGGCUCAAGCAGUGAUUGUUUGAUUAGAUUAUAAGUGUAUAUAAAGUUUUAUUAUAGAGUUUGAACAGCCGUGUACAUAUAUGCAAAGAAACUGUCCUUUACAUAUAAUUUACAAAUUUGAUUUUUUUUUUGUUUAUAGUGGUAAUGGUA
Eruca vesicaria subsp. sativa (arugula) is the source of this 2538-nucleotide messenger RNA. Lineage: Eukaryota; Viridiplantae; Streptophyta; Magnoliopsida; Brassicales; Brassicaceae. The record is from the annotation of a GenBank genome assembly.